Messenger RNA from Arabis nemorensis, 1908 nucleotides. The record is from the annotation of a GenBank genome assembly. Lineage: Eukaryota; Viridiplantae; Streptophyta; Magnoliopsida; Brassicales; Brassicaceae.
AUGGAGGUGGAUCAAGUCAAGUUUUGGUUUCAGAACAAAAGAACUCAAAGCAAAGCUCAAGAUGAAAAAUCUUCUAACAUACUACUUCGUGGAGAAAAUGAAAAACUUAAGAGUGAGAACGAAGCAAUGCGAGAGGCAUUAGAAAAUGUGGUUUGUCCACCUUGUGGCGGCCCUCCUUAUGAACGCGAACGCAGUCUCCAAAAAAUGCGUUUGGAAAACGCUCAACUCAAAAAACGGCGUGACGAACUCGCCAACUUUGUGUCCAAGAACAAGCUCAACCGAUCAACCAUGGUGGAGUCAGUAGCUUCUGCUCGUAGACAACAAAUGUUUGAUACUCGCUUCUCGUACGAAGCUAAUCCAAGCAGUAUCUUCGACCUACCAAGCUCAUUAGGACCACUAAAUUCUCAAACCGUCCAACCACAAGAACUAUCCCAAAUGGACAUAGCGCAGUUGUCUGAAAUCGCGGCAAGUGCGGUUGAAGAGCUUAAGCGGCUGUUUACUGACGAGAAAGACUUUUGGGUUAAGUCGUCUAUAGAUGGAGCAUAUAUGAUUAAUCAAGAGAGGUAUGAGAAGUUCUUUCGUGGCAUUAGGCAUUUCAUGAAUUCGGGGGCUCGAGUUGAGUCUUCCAAAGAUGCCACGGUGGUUCCUAUAGAAGCGACAAACUUAAUCGAGAUGUUCUUGGAUUCGGAGAAAUGGAAAGAUCUUUUUCCAACGAUCGUGAACAAGGCCAAGACGAUUCAUAUGUUCGGAUCCGACCUUCCAAUCAAGGAAAACUGCAAUGUUGUACAAGUGAUAUGGGAAAAACAACACAUUCUGUCGUCGCUAGUGUCAGCAAGAGAGUUCAUGAUCGUGAGAUGCUGCCAAGAGAUCGGGAAAGGGCUCUGGAUUAUUGCUGACGUGUCACACAGUAUCGUUAACUUUGACCUAGUGAAUGCUCCUUGUUACAAACGUCCUUCUGGUUGUCUCAUUCAAGCCUUGCCCAAUGGUCAAUCCGAGGUAAUGUGGAUAGAGCAUGUGGAAGUGGAUGAUAAACCCAAUGCACAUCAGAUGUAUAAAGACCUUUUGUUCGGCCGUUCAGGCUAUUGCGCUAAGCGUUGGAUCGUUACGCUAGAGAGAAUGUGUGAGAGGAUGGUUCUCUCCUCCACUCGAACCUUUCCCCCUACUGACUGGAGCGAAGAACAAGGAAGAUGGAAUGUAAUGAAAGUAGGGGAAAGAAUGUUAAAGAUUUUCAACCAAAUGUUGACUAUGUCUGGAAAAGUUGACUUUCCGCAACACUCGAACGGUGGAAUCAGAGUUUCGGUUCGGUUGAACAACGAGAACGGUCAACCACCCGGUUUAGUGAUCAGUGCUGCAUCUUCUCUCUCUGUGCCUUUCACUCCUUUGCAAGUCUUCAACAUCCUGAGCAACACCAAUACUCGUCACCUGUGGGACGUUCUUUGCCAUGAAAACCCAGUCUCUGAGAUUGCUCGCUUUUUCACUGGAUCAAGUGAAACCAACCUCGUUAACAUUCUCAAGCCUAUACAAGAGAACCUUGGCAUGUUUAUGAUGACACAAAUCACGGACAAGAAUGACAUGUUGAUGCUACAAGAUUGUUACAUGGACGCAUUAGGAGGCAUGCUAGUGUACGCUCCUCUCGAUAAGGCUACACUGAAUGUCGCUGUCUCCGGUCAAGUCAAUCCUUGCGAUAUUCCAAUCCUUCCUUCUGGUUUCACCAUCUCAAGCGACGGUCGGCGAUCCACGGUGGCUGAAGACGGUGGAACUUUAAUCACGGCGGUCUUUCAGAUCCUUAUGUCAGGCCCGCCAAAGCUGAAUGAGCUGACUGAGAAGUCAGUGGACGCAGUGAGUACUUUGGUUAGCCGCACUAUUCAAAAUGUCAAGGAGUUGCUCCUCAAUUCUCCUCAUAUUUGA